Messenger RNA from Juglans regia (Persian walnut), 420 nucleotides. RefSeq names its product actin-85C-like. Lineage: Eukaryota; Viridiplantae; Streptophyta; Magnoliopsida; Fagales; Juglandaceae. The transcript is spliced from 4 exons. The record is from RefSeq and is a predicted model, not a curated record. Bases 1 to 420 code for a protein of 139 amino acids.
AUGGAAGAGAAGAUGUUGAAGCAAAGGAAUAGAGAGUAUGAAACAAAAAGGAGUCAUCCUCGCAAUGUUCACAAGGAUGAUAACAGAGAGAACGGUGAGCAACAGUCGCUGGAAAAUAAGGAGGAAAGUAGGCACGUACAAGAGAGCCUCAUGCAUUUGAAGCAAAAGUAUGAGGAGAUGGUAAAUUUCAGCAGCUCGAGCAGAUUUUGGAAUGCAACUUAUGAGAAUCUACUUACCAGCAACAAGCCUUUCCCCCAACCCAUCCCCCUUCCUAUUAUGUUUGAGACCUUCAAUACUCCAGCAAUGUAUGUUGCUAUUCAGGCCGUCCUUUCCCUUUAUGCUAGCGGUCGUACAACUGGUUAUAUUGGAUGGGAGUUGCUGCUAUUCUACUUGAAAAGUACCAAGAGGGUGCUUGGAUAA